AAGCAGCCGGUGCAGCUGUGUCGCACUAUUGAGCUGGUGGUGCUAAUGCGCCAGCAGUGGCGACCUGCCGGUAUGUUGAUCAGGCGGUUCCAAACGGACGGGCUGCCGAUCCGAGCAUGUGGUGCCGACACGUCGGUAUCCUCAUCAGACACACCAUGCCUACAAGGCGAAAAGCUGUCAAAUCCAUGUUAAAUUAUGGUUGUUUGGGAGCUCGGGAACGUAUUGGAAGAUCUUAAUGAAAACAAUGAGCAUGAUGAUGGUGAGGAAAACAACUCGGAGAUCUCGAAUGAAGAUUACAUUAGUCAGCUCAUUUCCGAAUGUCAUAAUGCGUACGACUAUUACGGUGAAUCCGACGCGGAGACAGGCCUUGAUGUCGAAUCAUUAGCUGCACCUGAUUCUGGGGAGUCGCAAUCGUCGGUCAUCAUGAGUGAGGUGAUAGAAGUUGAGGGGAAAAAGAAUGUCCAAGAUACUGCUAGUGCAGAUGAUAAGAGGGAUAUGUUCAUGCAGAUAAUACAAAUGACUUUUACGUCUCACGAGCCUGCGUAUGAUUUCUACAACAGCUAUGCUAGAGAUAAUGGUUUCAGCAUUAGAAAGAAUAGGGUCAGGUAUAGCAAAACCGAGUCACGUCACAUGCGUUAUAGGCGGUUUGUUUGUUCCAGACAAGGAAAACGUGACAGCAGGUUGCUAAUCAAGGAAGGACACAGCCGUAGGCUCAGACCCGAGACACGCUGCCACUGCGAAGCGCACCUGACCGUGAAGCUUGACCAAAAGCGUGGGGUUUGGUAUGUUGAUAGUUUUGAGGACAAGCAUAGCCAUAUCUUGGCAGGACCGGACGAGGUACCUUUUCUUUGGUCCCACAGAAAAAUCAAAGAGUACCAGAGAGCUGAGAUACUGUCCAUGGCAGCUGCAGGGAUUAGAAUUCACGACAUGAUGGAUUCCUUCAUCAGCAAACAUGUAUGGUAUGGCGGUGUUGGUUUUACCAGGCGUGAAAUAUACAACCUUUGCGCCAGGGAGAAGAGGAAGCUGCUUUCAAAAGGUGAUGCUGCCACAGUCAUAGGCAUCAUGGUCAGUAGGAAAUAAAGGGAUCCUAGCUUCUUUUUCGAGUACAAGCUAGACAAGGAAGGACAUAUGAAUAGGAUGUUCUGGUGUGACUCCCAGUCUCGUCAUGACUAUGAGGACUUCGGCGACGUGCUUGUAUUUGACAGCACGUACAAGAUGAACCGGUAUGGUAUGCCAUUCAUACCCUUUGUUGGUCUUAACAAUCACCGGAAGACCACUGUUUUUGCUUGUGCCAUAGUUUCGGACGAGACCGAAGAGACAUAUGUGUGGCUGCUGGAGACUUUUUUGAGGUCCAUGUGUCAAAAGAUGCCGAAGAGUGUUAUCACGGACGCCGACGCUGCGAUGAUCAAGGCAAUUCGCCAAGUCUUGCCAGACGUGUGGCACCGUAUAUGUACGUGGCAUAUAGAAAAAAAUAUGAAGAUUCACCUCAGUCACAAGUCCUUGAAGGAGUUCCGAACUCUUCUGUACUACAACACGUCCACGGCCACGUUUGAGGAGAGAUGGCACGCGUUUUCCAAAAGAUGGCAGUCGGAAAAAACAGUAACAUGGUUGAGACGGAUGUAUAAGAAGAGGAGACCGUGGGCCGCGGCUUAUCUGAUAGAGGGUUUUUGGCUUGGCAUGAAAAGCAACCAGAGGAGUGAAAGUCUAAACUCAUGCCUUCACCUCCACCUAGACGGUGAAAUGACCCUGGUGGAUAUGAUUUUGCACUAUGAGAACGCCGUUGUACGUAUCCGUGAGAAUGAGGCACGA
Messenger RNA from Aegilops tauschii subsp. strangulata, 1809 nucleotides. Lineage: Eukaryota; Viridiplantae; Streptophyta; Magnoliopsida; Poales; Poaceae. The record is from RefSeq and is a predicted model, not a curated record.